Molecule: messenger RNA, 2076 nt
Organism: Hirsutella rhossiliensis
Lineage: Eukaryota; Fungi; Ascomycota; Sordariomycetes; Hypocreales; Ophiocordycipitaceae
Product: reverse transcriptase (RNA-dependent DNA polymerase) domain-containing protein
Exons: 10
Coding region: 1-2076 (691 amino acids)
Molecular function (GO): nucleic acid binding
Source: RefSeq, a predicted model, not a curated record
AUGUCACGAGAAGAGCUCAUUGUUCUGCGAAAGACUCUCACUGAGCUACUCGACAAGGGUUUCAUUCGAGCAACAUUUCACAAGAUUCGCGUCGAGGAGGGAGACGAGUGGAAGACAGCAUUCAGAACACGUUACGGACUCUACGAAUGGCUUGUCACGCCGUUCGGGUUGACGGGUGCUCCCGCAACGUUUCAGCGUUACAUAAACCACACGUUGCGAGAUUUCCUCGACGAGUUCUGUUCCGCUUACAUUGACGACAUCUUGAUCUACUCGAGCGAUGCAGGCCUGCAGAUUGAUAUCGACAAGUGUGACUUUGAGGCAAAGAGUGUCAAGUACCUGGGCUUCAUCGUCGAAGCCGGGAAAGGUAUCCGCGUGGACCCGGAGAAGGUAUUCUCCAACAUCGCCGCGCCUCUAACGGCGUUAACAAAGAAGGAUGCGGUGUUUGCGUGGUCGAAGGAGUGCGACAAGGCCUUCGAGGAGUUGAAGGCUCUUCUGACCAGUGCGCCGGUCCUUGCGCAAUGGGAUCCGGAUAGAGAGACGAUUGUGGAGACGGAUUCAUCCGGUUAUGUCACAGGAGGGGCGCUCUCGCAAAAGGGCGAUGACGGCAUCAUGCGGCCUGUGGCCUUCUUCUCAAAGAAAAACGCACCGGCGGAGUGCAACUACCCAAUCCACGAUAAAGAGCUGCUGAAGCAGCAACUGAGUGAACGUCAGGCGCGAUGGGCUGAGACGCUAUCGCGGUACAGCUUCACCAUCAAGCAUCGACCGGGCAAAGAAGCCGUCGUACCGGACACGCUGUCGCGACGAGAACAGGACAUGCCGCACAGCGCCGAAGAUGAUCGGUUGCAAGGACGACGUGUUCAGCUGCUGCAACGUAACAAGGGUGGCCUGGUGACAAAAGUCAAGAGCGGUUAUGUCACCAAGGGCGACACGGAUCAACCCGAUGACGCAACAACUGACCAAGACGACUCAAUCGAAAACCCUUUCUCGGACCCGGAACUGCAGAAGUUAUGGGACGAAGGUGUCAAGCACAAUCGUUAUUGGCUCAUCCGAAAGGCCGUACAGCAAGGCGAGAGGCGUCUGCCGUCGCAUUGGGGACUGCCCGAGACGCAUGACUCAACGCUUGCAGGACACCCCGGACGGGACAUGCUGAAGUCCUUGUUGAGCCGCAAGUUUUAUUGGCCAGGCCUCGAUUCAGACCCGCUACCUAUUCCAGACAGGAUCUGGUCGGAGCUGUCAAUUGACUUUGUGACAGACCUGCCACCAACCAAGUCGAACGGUUCGACCAACCUUAUGGUCGUGACGGACAGACUGUCCAAAAGUGUCGUUCUUGAGUCAUUGAAGGACAUCACGGCCGAGACGACGGCCAGAGCAUUGCUACGGAACGUGGUGCAACACCAUGGCGUGCCGCGCGCGAUCGAUAACUGGGAAGAGCUGUUGCCAGCGGCCAUGAUGGCCAUCAACAAUCACAACUCGACGUCGACAGGCCUGAGCCCGUUCUUUAUCACGCAUGGGUAUCAUGUUGACCCGAUACAAGUCAAGGAGAAGUUACGGACGGACGGAAGGUCCCCAGUGGCCAGGGCUGAAAGCAUUGUGCAACGAUUUCGAGAGGCAACGGAAUGGGCCCAGGCGGCAAUUGCGUCAGCGCAAGAGCAGCAAGAGAAGAACGCCAAUUCGCGAAGACAGCCGUCAGACCAGUUCAAGCCUGGAGACAAGGUAUGGCUGCGACUUCGCAACAUCCGAUCCAAUCGGCCAUCCAAGAAGCUCGAUUGGCUGUCGGCCAAGUACACCGUCCUGGAGACCAUUGGGUCACACGCGUGCAGGCUGGACACGCCUCCGGGAAUACACAACGUGUUCCACACGUCGGAUGACUACCGCCCACCGGCCAUUUUGACGGACGAUGGCGAGCUGUGGGAAGUGGAAGAGAUUCUGGACAGGAAGAAAGUCGGGAGAGAGUGGAAAGUGUUGGUGAAAUGGCACUGGCUAGGUAUGAAGAAGUUCAUGGGAAAGUUGGAUCGAAACCACCCCAAUCGAAACGAUCGAAACGGGGAGGAAGGAGGGGUUAUUGUAACGGGCUGA